UUUCCCAGCACGCUGCUACAGAAAGAGAAGAAUCCAGCAGAAGACUGGUCGACUCUCGGAAUUUUAAGUCAUGGCCCAUCAGUUGAUAAUGCUCAGGGAUGUGGCUAUAGAGCUCUCUGAGGAGGAGUGGGAGUGUCUGGACCUGGAACAGAGGGAUUUGUACAGAGGUGUGAUGUUGGAGAACUACAGCAGCAUGGUCUCCCUGGGACUUUGCAUUUAUCAGCCAGAUGUGUUCUCUUCAUUGGAGAAAGGGAAAGAGCCCUGGAAAAUUUUGAGGGAUGAGACAAGAGAACCAAAUCCAGAUAUGCAUACCAUGUGUCAGACCAAGAAGUUAUCACAAAAAAAUGGCAUUCUUGAGAGAGAAUUAUCCCAGUGGGAAAUAAUGGAAAUUUGUAAAAACUGCAGCCUUGAAUGUUUAUGUUUUAGAGGUGAUUGGGAAGGCCAAGGUCUGUGUCAAACACAACAGGAAAAUCGGGUGGACUAUUUCAAGCAGGUGGUACUCACCUUUGAAAAAAUGCCCACUUUUAACCAGCACAUGGCUUUUAAUCUACAUCAGAGACUUAAUAUAGGAGAGAAACCGAAUGAAUAUAAAGAAUGUGGGAAAGCCAUUAGUUCUGGCUCAGACCUUACUCAACACACAGGAAACCCUAUAAAUGUGAGAAAUGUGGAAAAGCCUAUAUCUGGAGCUCACACCUUGCUCGGCAUCAGCGAAUUCAUACCAGUAGGAAACCUUAUGAAUGUAAGCAAUGUGGAAAGACUUUUAUCUGGGCUUCAUAUCUCGCUCAGCAUGAGAAAAUUCAUGAGAGGAAACAGUAUGAGUGUAAGGACUGUGGAAAAACCUUUCUUCAUGGCUCAGAGUUUAAUCGACAUCAGAAAGUUCAUACUGGUGAAAGAAAUUACAAAUGUAAGGAAUGUGAAAAGACCUUUUUUCGUGGUUCAGAACUUAAUCGACAUCAGAAAAUUCAUACUGGAAAGAGACCAUACGAAUGUGAAGAGUGUGGAAAAGCCUUUCUCUGGAGUUCACAACUUACUCGACAUCAGCGAAUGCACACAGAUACAGUCUUGGUAUAUUGCAGCCCAGGGCCCAGCAGCGAACCAUGGCGACAGAGGUCUCCCGCUCCCCAAAGCCUCAGGGACACAGUCACUAGGCAACGGCGGCGGUCUCUGUGACGCCAGGCGCCAGACCCCAGGCAUGGUCAUCCCCAAGCACACACGCACUUACAACGGCGGCACGGAACCCCGGAAGUCAGGCUUUGGCAGCCAUGCCCCCUCACACCCCCGGGGAAGCGCGGUUGGGAUGCAGCCUGAGCUGCGGGUGGGGUGUCCGGCAGGGGGAAGAAGGCUGCGGCGGCGACCGAGGGUCAGACCCUAA
This is a messenger RNA of Propithecus coquereli (Coquerel's sifaka), 1372 nucleotides long. RefSeq names its product zinc finger protein 781 (gene ZNF781). NCBI's taxonomy places the organism in Eukaryota, Metazoa, Chordata, Mammalia, Primates, Indriidae. Bases 71 to 1372 code for a protein of 433 amino acids. The record is from RefSeq and is a predicted model, not a curated record. The transcript has 7 exons. Gene Ontology annotation, biological process: regulation of DNA-templated transcription.